ACAUGCCAAUAUUGUGAUGGCCUUUUGGUCUGUCAACGCCCCUCUAACAUGGCGAUAGAGAUAUAUGUAGAGAGAGAGCGAUUUCAUUACAAAGCCCCUCUCCUGCAAAAUCAAUUUAGGAGUGAGAAAGCAUUUUCUCCCCUGCAAAAUCAAACUCCCAUUCUUUUGCCAUUUUCUUUCAUCAAGAACUCAUGGCGUCCAUGAGAUUCUAUCUCUUCUUUGGUUUCUCUCUCUACAGCUGCAUAUUCGCGGCUAAGCCCGAGUCUUAUGCUGCUUUAUUCAGCUUUGGUGAUUCACUUGCUGAUACCGGGAACACGCUUCUCUCUCUAAAUGGCGGGUCCUCUCCAACUGGCCGCCUUCCUUAUGGAGAGACCUUCUUUCAUAGGCCUACUGGUCGCUUCUCUAAUGGCCGCUUGGUCGUCGAUUUCUUUGCGCAAGCGUUGGGUGUGCCUCUCCUUCCACCGUAUCUUUCUACAUUGGACGGUGGAGACGACUUCUCUAAAGGAGUGAAUUUCGCGGUGGGGGGUGCCACGGCCCUUGAUUCCUCUUAUUUUAUAUCGAAAGGGUUUGAACAACAUUGGACCAAUUACUCUCUUGGUGUUCAGCUUGAGUGGUUCCACCAACUCCUACCUUCUCUUUGUAAACCAUAUUCUGAUUGCAAAGAGUUUAUGAAAAAAUCGAUGUUCCUGGUGGGAGAGAUAGGAGGUAAUGACUGCAACUAUGCCUUCGCUCGAGGGAACAGCACUGAGGAGGUCAAGGCUUUUGUGCCUGACAUCAUUGACACGAUCAUGAAAGCUGCCUCGAUACUCAUUAGUGAAGGUGCUGAGACUCUGAUAAUACCUGGAAACCUUCCAAUUGGCUGCAGCACUAUGUACCUUACACAACAUCAUACACUCGAUAAGGGUCAAUAUGACCCCAAUACUGGAUGUUUGACACGCUUCAACGAUUUCGCAUGCUACUACAACUCGAAGCUUCAAGAUGCCAUUAAAGACAUGAGAGUAAGGUUUCCCCAAGCCACCAUCAUCUAUGCCGAUUACUACAACGCUGCGAUGCUUUUCUUCGAAUCCCCAGGAUUAAUCGGUUUCCCUAAAGAGACAGUUCUCUCUGCCUGCUGUGGAGUUGGAGGCCAAUACAACUUUGACCCUCGCCGUACGUGUGGCAAACCAGGGGCGACAGUGUGUGAUGACCCAUCCUUGUACACAAAUUGGGAUGGAAUCCAUCUCACUGAAGCUGCUUACAAAGUCAUUGCGACCGCAUUGCUUAGUGGAGAAUUCACACAUCCUCCGCUCAAGCUUGACCAGCCACGUUUUGAGACUGAUCUAAAUAUGGUUGCCUAAGAAUGACUUUAAAAUCAUAUGAGAGGAAAACAAAUGUAACCUACAUCUCAAUAUGUAAAUGGUGUUAGGUAACAUGAAAUACUAUUUUUCCAUUUGAUAGACGAUUUCUAACACUUACGGUAAAGUAUGGAUCAACUCAAACUUUAAGUCUCAUGGUACCGG
Molecule: messenger RNA, 1499 nt
Organism: Amborella trichopoda
Lineage: Eukaryota; Viridiplantae; Streptophyta; Magnoliopsida; Amborellales; Amborellaceae
Product: GDSL esterase/lipase At5g45910
Molecular function (GO): hydrolase activity, acting on ester bonds
Source: RefSeq, a predicted model, not a curated record